This is a messenger RNA of Heterotrigona itama, 1424 nucleotides long. The record is from the annotation of a GenBank genome assembly. NCBI's taxonomy places the organism in Eukaryota, Metazoa, Arthropoda, Insecta, Hymenoptera, Apidae.
AUGGAGUUGCUGGUGCCAGCAGUUUCGGACGUUGUGUUCAAGUACACAUGGUCCGUUCCAAACUACAGGAAGACUAUUUCAAAAAAAAGUCUUAUCGAUAGUCCGUCAUUUGAUGUCAAUGUGAAUGAAAUUCAUCGUGUGCAUUCUUCUAUUCCCAUUUCUCUUCGCUCUGUUCUCGAAAUCAUCGAUAUUGGCUUUAUUAUUAAAAGAAAGAAUGGUCCACUGUUUGGUAACAGGCAAAAGAAUGAUAAACCCGGUGGUAUUGUGCCUGAACAUGUUGAACUGCACCGUAGAUGAAGCGGAACAAGCGAAGAUACGAUUUCAAUUUGCAGUUUUCAAUGCCGACGUUAAACACUGGGAAUACUGUCACGUUAGCAGGACAAUACUUGAGCUGAAAUCAUACACGGACAUUAUUUCCUUGGGCUACAGGGACUUGUCCAUCGUCGAGAGGCAUUUAAAGAAGAACGGCGAGGUGGUGUUAAUGGUUAAGAUACAGAUAAUCCAAUAUGAAAGCGAGAAACACAACUUGUCGCAAGAUAUGGCCAGAUUAUUAAAGCAUUCAUAUGGUGCGGACACGAAAUUAACUUGCGCAGGUUUGAACAACAUGGAAAUUCCAGUUCAUAGCAGCGUAUUAGCUGCUCGAAGCAACGUUUUGGCUGAGAUGAUACUGCCUUUAAGAGAUCUCGACGAGAAAAAGAACUCAAGACCAGAUAUCGCAGAAGAUAAAAUAGCAGAUAUACAAGAAUUGCAAGAAAAUAUAAUGGAUAAAGGAAACAAACGUUCCAAUAAUCGGUAUAUGUUUUCCCUGGAAUUGCUGGAUCUGAGUAAAGAAAUGACCGAAGAAUUAUUGCGAUAUAUAUAUAGUGAUCACAUUGAUAAUUUAGAUAAUUUCGCUCCGCAACUUUUACCUUUGGCUGAACGCUUUUGUCUACAGGGAUUAAAGGAGCUCUGCGAACGAAAUCUUAUCGAAACGAUAACUCCGGAAAAUAUAGCGAGCAGACUUUUAAUUGCGGACGAGUUUCGCUGCGAUGCACUUAAAAGAGUAAGUUUAGCAUAUUGUGAGGAAAAUAUAACGAUACUUAACAAAAGUUUGGCGUGGAAAAUGAUGGAGCGAGUGAACCCUGAAUUGUUUAAUGAAGUUUGUGAAGCUGGUAUUGGCAGUUCAAGAUCAAGUAACAUGGAUGAUAGUGAAUUAAGCAAUUGAUACCUUUUAGAUACAAGCAACUUAAUUAGUUGUGAGUUGCUACAAAUUUCAAUAUUAGAUAGUUUUAAUUUUCAAAAAGAUAUGACUCGGAUUUUAUAGAAAAUUUCAUCACUUAUAAAAUACUGUUGAAAAUGUAUAUUUCCAACGAAUAACUUUAAUAAAGAACAUUUUUAUAGAUCUUAAUAUAAAUUUAGUAUAUUUUUAUACUUAGCUCUAUUAA